UGCUAUGCUAUGCUAUGCUACGUUAGGCUACAUAAUAAGCUACGCUGUGCGACGCGGCGCGGCGUGCAGCAUGACUCGGCCGCGGCCGACUCGCUGCGAUCUGACACACAGAGAGAACAGAAACAGGAACAGAUACAGAUACGGACACGGACACAGGCACGGACACGGACACGAGCACAAAUACAGGCAACGGGCACAGACACAUGCGCAAAGAUAGCGUAGUAGGGAACGAUCCGUUCGGCGCGGCAAGGUGGGAGCGAGCUUGGCACCGACAAGUGAUCGUUUACAGUUAUAGUCAGUCCGGAUCGGGCGCUCGGUCAGCCGAGACUGCUUGUGCCAAGUGUAUCUGUAACCGAUCUCGAUUCGUCGAGCCGGUGUCGACGCGACGUCGUUUCUUCCACGCGGCCGUAUUCGCCGGCCAGGAUUUUCAGUGAAGUGUCUCCUCGUUACUUUCAACGUCCCUCUCCGACCCUCUCCGAAUCUCUCCGCUCCGUUCUCCCCAUGGCCUUAUCCGCGAUCUCCACGGCCGGCAGUUUAAAUCACCGGAGGAGAGCUGCGAAUUCUUGCGGGGCUCGAUCGAAUCGAAUCGAGCACAAUUAACGAUAGUGCGGCGGUCCGUCCGAGAAUCGAAGAUAAUUUGAUCGGAUGCCGGGCUUCCAGCGGGGAAUUCGACCGAGAGCCACCAGCCGAGACUCGCGCGUUCUUAUCGAUCCGUCCGGGUGGAGUAAACGGAAAGCUCCUGCAGAAAUAUCUCGAAGUGAAAGAAGCCGAAGUGCCGGCCGAGAAGGAAAGUGUGGUGCGUUGUAACAAAAAAAAACCGUCGGGGAACAACGGCGGCCGGAUUUAUUUGUGAAAUAUCAGCAGCAGCCAGCGGGAAGAAAAUCGAACAAUGCCAAUUGGAAAGUGUUGGAUUAUUUAAAGCGGAGAAAGGAAGGCAGCAGCGGCGGCGGCGGCGGCGGUGGCGGCGACACGCUCGCAUUCGGCGAGAGAAAAGUCAUCGGCCCUUGGUUGCGUUCGUGCGACGAAUUAAUUGGUUCGAUGGACACGUGGCGAAGAUAACCGCACGUAGCCUGCCCAGGACCGCCAACUUCCAAGGCGGUCUAAACCCAUAACUUUCCUUAGGAUAAUGCGAAGUCUGGAGAGGUUAUCAGGUAGCGAUCAAGACUACGAUCAGGAGAUGUACAUCGACCUGGACGACGCCUCCGUCGAUUCGCUUACCGGAAAACGAAGUCGACAUCAUGUCGUUAGCGCAGAGGUGGGCGAGGAGAGUGACAGUAGUGGUAGUGAAAGGAGCCCGAAACAAGCAAAGAGAAGAAAUCGUGGAGGACCUCCGACAACCAGAAGACGAAAAAGUGGGAUUUCUGCGCGAGAAAGGAACCUCAGGCGGCUCGAGAGCAACGAGAGAGAAAGAAUGAGAAUGCACUCCCUGAACGAUGCUUUCGAGCAACUGCGCGAGGUUAUACCGCAUGUAAAAAUGGAAAGGAAACUCAGUAAAAUAGAGACGCUCACACUGGCAAAGAAUUACAUAAUGGCCCUGACGAACGUCAUAUGUGAAAUGCGCGGUGAAGAGCAACCAUAUACAUUUGUCGACGGUGAGUGUGGCUCUAGUAGCGGCGACAGUACUGGUCAGCUGGAAUUAAGCGGUGGCGAGCAACCCGAGGAAGCAUCCCCAGCAUCGAUACACGAGACCAAUAAUAACAAUUUGCUGCACGAAGACUUAGAGCGCAGGAUACCGUAGCUUGCAUAAUUAUUCGUAAAACCUGAUCGAGCUUCGUUGGUAAAACUCGUCGUGCGUGUAUGUACGGAAAGGAAGAAGCGCGCGCGUUUGUGUGCCUGCCUGUAUCUGUGUGUCGAUUUCUGCGUGCUCGCGUGCGUGUAUGUGUUCGCGUGUGGUCGUGCGCCCGUGCUCGUGCAAUGUGGCAGACCGAUGUAUAAAUCGGUUCGAGAAGAAUGAACAUUUAAAAGAAUAUAAACACGGGAGAGAGAGAGAGAGAGAGAGAGAGAAAGAGACAAGUCAAAGUUCGAAAACUCAUCGAACCACACGUAGGAGAAGAAGAAGAGGACCAACGAAGCGUCGUCGGGCUCUGCUGAUGCGAAACCGUUGAAAAACCGUUUGAGACUUAUCGAAGAAGAUGCAAUUCGGCGUCUACGAAAUGAUCCGUCCAAGGUCAACCUCUGGAGAUCUUUCGAAGGCCAAUGAGAUGCAAGUUUGCCAGAGAAUUUAAAAAAGGACCGACUUCACGGGCAAUUAAGCCGAAGAAUUCCUUCCUUUUUUUCCUCGUUAUUUUGCUUGUUUUUCGAGUGACACGAACCGACGGUCCUUGAGACAUCCGAAAUUUUUGGACGGAAACUAUGUCAGCGUUAAACGACUUUUAUCGUACUCGCGCGAAUCGAUUAAUUGUCGUGACUUUACAUACCUUUUUGCAUAAGCUCCGGCCGAAUGAUAUAAACCAGUCGGCGUGCCUUGAUUCUUUGUGAAAACACGAUUUCAUCCGAAACUUCGGUCUCGAGACAAUCUGAUUUCAAAAUCCAUUUCGUUCGACUCGAGUCUCUAGUAUUCGACUUGUAACAUUUAUUCGGAUCGCGAACGAUGCUUUGCGAUAAUAGAGUGGCUAUUGCUACGUACGCUGAUCAUUGAUGCUCGGAUGCUCUUUCGAGGGGAAUAGCUUUCUUCAAACUUAGAUUUUUUGAAGAUGUUGGAAGGGCUACUUUACUAGAAUAAAUAUACUAAUAUCUGAAACAAUCUCUGCAAAAAUUGCAACUAUCUGCAACGACGAAAAGAAUUAUAUUUCUAUUAUAUAUUUAUUUACAUUAUGAUAUACAAUUUCACCCUAAUUCGCGCUCAGACUGGACAAUUUGAGAAGAGGAGAUACCGAAUCGCCAAUAUAUAUAUAAUAUAUAAUAAUAGUUAAUAUAUUCUCUUCGAAAGAGCGUCCGAACAUUGACGAGAGUCGAUAAAUAACAAGAAAAUAUUCAUCUUCUUCCUCGAAUCCAGAAAUUUUUAGAUGCACAUAUAUCGAAUUUUAACGGGAUAAUUAUUCAAAUUGAAUUUUUUCUAAACCGACGCCAGCAGACGGAACAAAUUUAUUCCGCGUUCUUUUUGAACUUUUCACAAGGAAUCGCUGUUGCCCGGCUCUGUGGACUCUGUACGAUAGAAUCGAGCAUGUCAGUCGAACGUCGGAAACGAACGAAGAAAGGCAAGCGCAAAAGUUAACGGAAUAGGUUUAAGAAAUGAAACCAUGACUUCGCCGUUUCUCGGUCUACGCUAAUUGUUUCAUUGAAAUUCGAACGACGGAGAGAGGCUGGCUUGAUUUUCGAAAGAUCUUGGUGAUGACAUCGAUAGAUCGGAUCGCAUCGACGACGAUAACGAUCAGUGUGACGCAGAAGUGUGAAAAACUGUGAUAAAAUUUCGUAUUAGAACCUCCGUUACACAUAAUUCCGUGCGUGAUGUCGUGCAAAAUACUUUUCUCUUUUUUUUUUGUAUUUCCUGUUGUGACGAUUGUUUACGGUGUACGAAUUGGACGGAAGCCGCUGAGAACGUUCGUUGCGUGGAGCGAUCGUAAAAAACGAUCGGGAUGCCGUCGAGCCGACGCGAACGACAACGCGAAACGGAUCGACGAUCACCGACCAAUGGAAAGGCGGAUCGAACGAAUCGAAGCGCGUACGAUCACGCUGAAAAGAAAAGAAAAGACAUCUCGGUUUCUCAACGAAAUCCGAACGUUCGGCGGGGGUCGCAGCUUCGAAAAAUCUCGUCGAUCGUUCUCGAACACGACUGUUCGGCACCACGAUUAAACGAUUAAGUAACGAUUUUUAAUGAAGAGUACAAUAUCUUUGAAUAUCAUUUUAUAGAUUGUAUUUUCGCGAGGUUCGCGAAUUUAAAGCAUUCAGUUGUCAAA
Molecule: messenger RNA, 3896 nt
Organism: Megalopta genalis
Lineage: Eukaryota; Metazoa; Arthropoda; Insecta; Hymenoptera; Halictidae
Biological process (GO): sensory organ development; positive regulation of transcription by RNA polymerase II; axon development
Cellular component (GO): nucleus
Molecular function (GO): protein dimerization activity; E-box binding; DNA-binding transcription factor activity, RNA polymerase II-specific
Source: RefSeq, a predicted model, not a curated record